Molecule: messenger RNA, 4935 nt
Organism: Nicrophorus vespilloides
Lineage: Eukaryota; Metazoa; Arthropoda; Insecta; Coleoptera; Silphidae
Product: homeotic protein spalt-major-like
Exons: 8
Coding region: 92-4513 (1473 amino acids)
Biological process (GO): regulation of transcription by RNA polymerase II
Cellular component (GO): nucleus
Molecular function (GO): DNA-binding transcription factor activity, RNA polymerase II-specific; RNA polymerase II cis-regulatory region sequence-specific DNA binding
Source: RefSeq, a predicted model, not a curated record
UAAACGCAACUUUUUUGCAGGCGAAUCGAUACUGGCGGUGGAGGAGGAGGAGGUGUCACCAGAGGAAGAGCUCCAGUUCCGCGGAGCUCUGAUGUGUCCGCGCUGUCAGGAGCAGUUCACGGACGUCCAAGAGUUCCUCACCCACAAGAUCGAGUGCGCGCUGAAAGCGAAGAAACACGAAGAACCCGCGCAUUCCGAUCCAGAAGAUAUGGUCGUAUCCGAGGACGACGACGAAGAGGAGGAAGACGACGAGAACGGCGGUAAACGAUUGGAGCGGAUGCGACGGCAUCGACAGGAUGCGGCCAACAACAACAGCGUCGACGACGGUCCACCGGGUGACGAGACGUCCGGUGGACCUCCAGUCGGAUUCCCGUUUCCAGUGCCGGCACCAGGUGGUCACGUCACGUUGGAAGCGCUCCAGAACACCAAAGUUGCUGUAGCGCAGUUCGCUGCGACCGCGAUGGCAAACAACGAGAACAACGAGGCCGCCCUCCAGGAGCUCGCAGUGUUACAGUCGACGCUCUUCACCCUCCAGCAUCAGCAAGUGUUACAGCUGCAGCUCAUCAAUCAACUGCAGCAGCAGCUGUCCAUCAAUAAACCAGGAAGUCCGGCAUCGACGACGACGCACGAGAACGACUCGGAACCGCUGGUGGCGGAUUCGCCACCGCCGCAACCCCAGGUUAUGCCGGUUCUGCCGCCCCCGGCGAGUCAACAGCUGAUGCCCACAUCGAGGGAACCGACCCCGGCGCUGCCGCCACCCAUCUCCCAGCCGAUGCAUCAGCAACCUCCGCCUCCAGUGGAACACAUCCCCACGGAGGUCAUACCGAUGUCCUCAUCUCUACCUCCCCAAAUACAACCCCCGUUAUGUUCCAUAUCAGCCUCCCUCGCCUCGACCAUCAUCACCCACAACAACGAGCCACCUCCAUCGAUGGAUGAACCCAACACGCUGGAGAUGCUCCAGAAGAGAGCGCAGGAGGUUCUCGACAACGCCAGCCAAGGUCUUCUCGCCACGAACUUAGCCGACGAGUUGGCGUUCCGCAAAAGCAAAGGCUCUCUAUCCCCGUACGACUCGAAGGGCAGGAACGAGCCCUUCUUCAAACACAGAUGCCGGUACUGCGGAAAAGUCUUCGGCUCGGACUCUGCGCUACAAAUACAUAUCCGCUCCCACACCGGGGAGCGCCCGUUCAAGUGCAACGUCUGCGGCAGCCGGUUCACCACCAAAGGCAACCUGAAGGUCCACUUCCAGAGGCACAGCUCCAAGUUUCCCCAUAUCAAAAUGAACCCGAACCCCAUCCCCGAGCAUCUGGACAAGUACCAUCCACCGCUGCUGGCGCAGUUGGGUCAGCAACCGUCUCUUUCACCUGGAGGACCGCCACAUCCUCCGCCGCAUAUGGCAUUUCCACCGACGCAUCCCUUUCCACCCACAUCUAUGCCGCUCUACCGACCUCAGCCUCAGCAAGAGAUGAUGAACAACAACAACAGCAGCAGAAUACCGCAUUCUCCGCACCGGCCGCAGGAAGCUCCAAGAUUAUUUCCGCCGCAUCCCUUUCUCCUCAAGCGAGAGGAGCAAGAAGUCCCGGAGAACUUGAGCAAACCGCCGCGAUCACCGACGCCUGAAGCCAGAAGUUGCAAGACUGAGAUCAUGGAUGAUAGUAAACGAGAAGAGGUGGAGGACAUCGCCGAUAUCACACCGAAACAGGAGAUGGAUACGGAGAUGGAGCAAGAGCAGGAGCAGGAACGUUUUCCAUCGCCCGUACCAUACGACGAGUGCAGUAUAGACAGCAAAUACAGCAACGAGGAGCUGCUGGAGAACCGCAGCCCCGGAGCCGAGCAGACGGAGAACAUGCAGGAUGAACCGGAGAACCUCUCCAACAAAAGCAACUCCAUCACUUUACCGUUAAGUAUUUCGACGGGCCAACGUUUGCCCGCCAACUUCCCAUUCGGACAUGCGGCGUCUUCACCGCCGAGCAGCACAUCCUCGGGUAGUUUAGGACCUUUUCCGACGACCCCGCUCGCUGAUCCGGCCAGAGAUCCAGCCAUCUACGCCAAUUUAUUGCCGAGACCCGGAAGCAACGACAACUCCUGGGAGAGUCUCAUCGAAGUGACCAAAACGUCGGAGACUAGUAAACUGCAGCAGCUCGUCGACAACAUCGAGCACAAGUUGUCCGAUCCGAACCAGUGCGUGAUCUGCCACCGGGUGUUAUCGUGCAAGAGCGCCCUGCAGAUGCACUACCGCACGCACACGGGGGAGAGACCGUUCAAAUGCAAGAUCUGCGGACGGGCUUUCACCACCAAAGGCAACCUGAAGACGCACAUGGGCGUGCACAGGGCUAAACCGCCGAUGCGUGUCCUCCACCAGUGCCCCGUUUGCCACAAGAAGUUCACGAAUGCUCUGGUGCUGCAGCAGCACAUCAGGCUGCACACCGGAGAACCCACGGAUCUGACGCCGGAGCAGAUUCAAGCAGCCGAAGUGAAAGACUUCCCGUCUCCAGGAGGAUUCCCGCCUCUACCCAACUCCAUACACUCAUUCCUGAGCCAGGGCUUCCAGGUGCCCGGCCUCUCGCCCCUCGGCCCCGGCGGAUUCCCGCUCAACAUGAAGAUGGAGGAUAUGAAAGCCGAAGACUUCAUGAUGGACGACGACGACGACGAUGACGACGACAUGAUGAGCAACUCUGAGCAUAAUUUGUCGUUCACGACGUCGCCAGGCGGUGGCGGAGAUCUGCACCUUCAUCAGCAGCAUCAGACGACAGCCGCCGCAAUCGCCGCCCACCAGAUGAGCAUCUCCGGCUUAAGCUACUCCAACGAGGAUCUCUGCAGGACGGCACCAUCCACCUCUCCGAUCGUCCAGAACGGAGAGAAAUCGCCCACACAGUCCGGCCUCACCAGCCCCGGCAGUUCAGACCACAUCAGGUCGUCGCCCAACCAAAUCAACCCCGUCCAGAUUCCACGACCGCCUUCGUCGCAUCAAGCCAACAGCCCGACACCAUCUGAAUCGAAUUCGCUGGGUGCUUUGGAUCUGACGCCGAAGAGUCUCAGCCAGCAGCUGCAACAACAUCAGCAACAACAACCGCCGACGACGACGGCCACGAGCAGUCCGGGUCCUAGUCCCGGCGCUCCAUCAUUAUUCUCCUCGUUCGGAUUGCUGCCACCAGGUCAAGGAAGUUCUCCGCUCAUGUCUUCGGCCCUAUCGUCCUUAACAUCAUCGGUGUUGUCGUCCACCGCGUUCAGUCCGCUCCGUCUCGCAGUCGGCCCAGGAGCAGUGAGAGGAAACACGACGUGCAACCUGUGCUUCAAGACGUUCGCUUGCAAUUCCGCUUUGGAGAUCCACUACCGCAGCCACACCAAGGAGCGACCCUUCAAGUGCACCGUCUGCGACCGAGGAUUCUCAACCAAGGACUGUGUAUGCGGUCAGAGGCGUAUCCAGGACGAAGCGGAGCCUGUAAGGGUCGGCAAAAGAAAACCGCCCUCAUCGCUUCGCAGGAAUUUCCCUACUAAAUUCCCGUUACCAAUGAGCCCUGGAUACGCCACUGCCUUACAUUGGAGCUCACUGGCGGGCAACAUGAAGCAGCACAUGCUCACGCACAAGAUCCGCGAUAUGCCGCAGCACAUGUUCGAUAAUAAGGGUGACGACGGAGCGCCGCCGCCGCCGCUGCAACCGCAACUUCCACUACCGCUACCACCACCUCAACAACAACAACAACAACAACAGCAACAACAACAGCAUCAGCAGCAGAGGGAAAGAGAGAUGCUGUCGCAACCAUCGCCGCAGCAGCAGCAACAACAACAGCAGCAGCAGCAGGAAUGCGAACCUAUGCCAACGCAGCUGCCCCAAUCCGAGCCGCCCCACAAAGAAGCGAAACGCGCACCGCCAGAAGCCGAGCUGCCGCUCCCCAAGCGACCGCCGAGCUUGCAGGCCAAUAAACAUUUGUGCCACGUGUGUAAUAAGAACUUCUCGUCCAGUUCGGCCUUGCAGAUACACAUGCGUACACAUACGGGGGAUAAGCCGUUCCGAUGCACCGUCUGCCAGAAGGCCUUCACCACCAAGGGAAACUUAAAGGUGCACAUGGGCACGCAUAUGUGGAGCAACGGGGCGUCGCGGCGCGGUCGUCGCAUGUCCCUCGACCUUCCACCCAUACCCAUGACACCCAAGGAUUCAGAAUUUCUUCAGCGGAGGCCCGAUCUCUUCUACCCGUACCUCCCGGCUCCGUUCCUUAACGGCAUGCAGCAGAAGCUGAACGAGAUCUCAGUGGUACAGAAUCCUCAGAACGGAUUGGGCGGCGCCGGCAAGUACAGCGGCCUCCUGGGUUUCGGAUACCCGUCUGGGGCGACGUCCGUUGGAUCGGUGGACGCGUUGCGAUCGCAAUCUGGAACGCCGGAUCGUGAGCAGUCGUCGAGACCGCCGAGCCGCGAACCGGAGCGCCUCUGGGACCUGCACUUCGAGAGGAAGGGCGCCGGCGACGCCACCAACCGCGAGGACCUUCUGCCACCGGGUCGGGAGGGCCUGGCGGCCUGAGCCGACCGCGAAGUUCCUAUUUCAAACUAGUCUACGAGUGGAUCGGGGCAAUGCAUACUGUGAUAACACACCAGCUGUAGGAGAGAAAGACAAAAAAAAAAAGAAAAGAAGAAGAGAAAAAACAUAAGAGAUGAGAAUCGAGUUGGCGAUGGACACGACGACCAUGAUGGAAGGACGAGGUGGACCACACCUCAAAAACAAAAGAAAAAACAAAACAAACACACGUGACUACAAAGCGAUAGCAUAGAAGAUUGCUGAAAGAUCAAGAUUGAAGAGCGAAGAUUGUGAGAGAGAGAGAGAGAGAGAGCCACUGAAAACUACUACUGCUGUGUUUUUUUUUUAACUUUAAAACUCAUUAGAAAUUCUUGUAUUAUAGCUAAAUGUAUCAUAAAUAUGAAGAGGAUGAAAUGAAAUAUUCAUUG